Messenger RNA from Megalopta genalis, 1369 nucleotides. It is a transcript of the gene colt, whose product is annotated as carnitine/acylcarnitine carrier protein colt, mitochondrial. NCBI's taxonomy places the organism in Eukaryota, Metazoa, Arthropoda, Insecta, Hymenoptera, Halictidae. Gene Ontology annotation, biological process: mitochondrial transport; carnitine transmembrane transport. Gene Ontology annotation, molecular function: O-acyl-L-carnitine transmembrane transporter activity. The record is from RefSeq and is a predicted model, not a curated record. Gene Ontology annotation, cellular component: mitochondrial envelope.
CUUCGAUAUAUAUGUAUAAUGUAGUAUACGAUUAGUAUGUACCUUUAAUUUGAUUUUGCUAGAAAAAGCCACAGCUUAAGUGCUAUCACAAUGGAAAAAGUACUUGUAUGUAUGAUGUACAUAUGUACCUUAGAACUUUGAGUUUUUUCAGGUUGCUUUAAAAUAAUCAUCGAAUAACCACUUCAGUGCAAAACAAUUUGUCAAUUGCUAUACAAGUAUCAUGUACAUACCUUCCUUUGAACCUUGUACUUUAAGUUCCUCCUUCAAUAAGAACAAGAAAACCUGUAAUUAUUCGUUAUUGGACUUGUUAAUGUUCCUGUUAGUCUCAUACUAAAUAGAGUAAUAUCAAAAUGUCGGAAAAAGAAAGUCCGAUUAAAUACUUUCUAAGCGGAGGAUUCGGUGGAAUAUGCACCGUAAUCGCAGGACAUCCUUUAGAUACGAUAAAAGUUCGUCUUCAAACUAUGCCUGUGCCUGGUCCAAAUGAAACAGCUCUCUACAGUGGAACACUAGAUUGUGCUAAGAAAACAAUAGCAAGAGAAGGAGUGCGUGGUUUAUAUAAAGGUAUGGGUGCACCUUUAUUCGGUGUAGCUCCAAUAUUUGCCAUAAGCUUUUAUGGCUUUGGUCUUGGCAAGCAACUAAUAAGAAAGAAUGAUAAUGAUCGAUUGACACCGAUACAAUUAUUUGCCGCUGGUGCGUUCAGCGGCAUUUUUACAACUUUUAUAAUGACACCUGGAGAAAGAAUAAAAUGUCUUCUACAGAUACAACAAGGAGAUGCAAAACCAAAAUAUAAGGGACCUAUUGAUUGCGUAAAACAGCUUUAUAAAGAGGGAGGAAUAAGAAGUAUAUACAAAGGUACCUGUGCUACUCUUCUGAGAGAUAUCCCUGCCAGUGGAAUGUAUUUUGCAACGUAUGAAUGUUUGAAAAAUUGGUUGACUCCAAAGGAUGGAAGUUUAGGACUAUUGCCUACAAUAUUCGCUGGUGGUUGUGCCGGUAUUGCCAAUUGGAUCGUUGGAAUGCCUCCUGACGUGUUAAAAAGUCGUCUGCAAAGUGCUCCAGAGGGCACUUACAAACAUGGGAUCCGAGAUGUUUUUGUAGCUUUAAUGAAGAAAGAAGGGCCAAAAGCUUUAUACAAGGGAUGUACACCUGUGAUGCUCCGUGCUUUCCCAGCAAAUGCUGCAUGUUUUGUUGGAUUUGAAAUAUGCAUGAAUUUUCUAAAUCUGGUGUUACCUGGUUUAUGAAUUAAAAUAUACAAAAUUUUAUACAUCUAAUUACAUACAUCGUAAUUACUAAUAUAUUUUUUAUACAAAACAUAAUUGAACAGUACAUGUAAUAGCAUCAUCAUCAAUAUAUGUGCAUUCAUUAAAUUGAA